AUUUAAGAGACACACAUGGGUACUGUGAAUAUGCUAUGGAUUCAGGUCAGGUCGUGUUAAAAUGGCGGGAUUUGUGACGCAACAGGUUAUUGUGAGCAGCACCUCACCAGGGGUGUCAGAAUCGAGUAACUCGUCUUACGAUGACAACCCGACAGUUGACGGACAAGGCUCGGAUACAGGCCGAAUAGAGCAACGGCUCUACAUCAUCAACAGGACGGGGACGGGGGAGGUGCACUACUUACUUCUGACACCAGACCGCACGCGGAUGAAAUCGUAUAAAAUCCAUUCAACGGUCUGGGAACGUCUGUUGAACUUGACGCACUUUGGAGUUGUCGUGUUGAAAAACAACCUCUACGUACUUGGAGGGUUCGAUAAGAGCAAAGCCAAGCACCUUCGCACAGUUUUAAAAUAUGACCCUGUGACUGGUUUAUGGACUGAAGUGUGUCCGAUGAUGCUGGCACGCGCCAAGUUCGGCGUCUGCGCGACAGACGACAAGAUAUACGUGUCCGGCGGGGAGAAGGGCGACGGGCGCGUGACGGCGCGCUGCGAGGUGUAUGACGUCACCACCGACACGUGGUCCAAGGCCGGCAUGUUGGUGGAUGGUCGGGCCAACCACGCCGCCGUCGUCUACAACAACGAGUUGAUGUGUGCUGGGGGAUAUAAUGGAGACAGGAGUCACAAUAAUAUCUGGGUGUUUGAACACCACAAGUGGUGUCAGCUGGACGAAGAUUACCCCCACCACCUCCCCUGUUCCAUGGACAGGUUCGCCGUCGCUAUUCUGGACAAUGUGUUGUACUUCAUUGGAGGAGUUCAAUCAAAAGUGACGUAUCCCAGUGAGAAGCCAUCGUUCACGACUCGGAGAAAAGUGUUUUCGUUUUGUACUCGUGUUUCCGCCUUUUUGGAGAGCACCGUCAAAGACUUGGUUACUCCGUGGAACUUCAAACUACCGCCCAUGAUCUACGCACGACACAGUGCCGGGGUUGUAGUUUUAGGAAAGCGAAUACAUGUGAUUGGUGGACAAUCAUUAGAAACUGGUCAGUCAGUAAAUGCAUCUGAAUUCUUUGACUCUGAAACAGGAGAGUGGGAGGAAGACUUCCGGUUUAGAAAAGAUGUUUCAAAUGUUUUUUGUGCCAUUUUGGAAGUGCCAAUUAUACCCGUAGAAGAAAGAAGAGACGUUUACAGAUUAAAAUGGGUUCUUUGGUAGAGUGUAAACAUUGUGCACAUCUGCUCAAAUCUUGACACCGAAAGCAAAGAUUUUUAACUUACGUGGUAAAGAAUGGAAUGCCAAAAGUAUAUUGAAUAAAUGAUGUG
This is a messenger RNA of Gigantopelta aegis, 1311 nucleotides long. RefSeq names its product kelch-like protein 1. The transcript is spliced from 6 exons. Gene Ontology annotation, molecular function: protein binding. The coding region runs from base 62 to 1204 and encodes 380 amino acids. Lineage: Eukaryota; Metazoa; Mollusca; Gastropoda; Neomphalida; Peltospiridae. The record is from RefSeq and is a predicted model, not a curated record.